GGCUGUGGCGCCGAAAACAAAGUGUGGGACGCGGGAGGGUCGGACGAGGCUGCUCGAGUCGAAGCUGGCGUUCUGGGUUCUGGUUAGGGUGGAGCGUCUCUCAGGCCGGAAGAAGGGUGGGGUGGGGCCUGAGGGACAAGAAGGAAGUGAGCGGCGCGGCCGGCCGGGUUAUACGCUGCGCAGGCGCAUAGAGAAAGCUGGUAGUGCCGUGCGCAGGCGCGGUGCGACUGUGACGUCACGACGCUCAUUAAGGGCAGAAAAGUCGGGCCUAGUAUUCUGCGGCUGCCAGCGUUGGUGGCCCUGCGUCGUGUCUGGCGCCAUGUUCGGUUCCAGCCGCGGCGGUGUACGGGGCGGGCAGGACCAGUUUAACUGGGAAGAUGUGAAGACUGACAAGCAGAGGGAAAACUACUUGGGUAACUCGCUGAUGGCCCCUGUGGGCCGCUGGCAAAAGGGCCGCGACCUCACCUGGUACGCGAAGGGCCGCGUACCGUGCGCGGGGCCGAGCCGCGAGGAGGAACUGGCGGCGGUGCGGGAGGCCGAACGGGAGGCUCUGCUGGCAGCGCUGGGCUACAAGAACGUGAGGAAGCAGCCCACCGGCCUGAGCAAAGAGGACUUCGUGGAAAUCUGCAAGCGAGAGGGAGGAGAUUCGGAAGAGAAAGGCGUAGAUCGGCUACUGGGGCUGGGCAGCACGAGUGGCUCAGUGGGCCGUGUAGCGCUGUCACGGGAGGAUAAGGAAGCUGCCAAGCUGGGGCUGUCGGUGUUCACGUGCACCUUCUUUUGCAGCACCACCGCGUGGACAGCAGCAGCCGAGGUUCUUCUCCAGCAGCUGCCAAAAGGAAGCCACGCAUCGAAGACAAGGCGGAACCUGGUGAUGAGAGCCACAAGAAAAGCAAGAAAGAAAAAAAGAAAAAGAAGAAGAAACAUAAGAAGCAUAAGAAGAAGAAAGACAAGGAACAGAGAAAGGAGGCUGAGUCUACCUCCUCAUCUCCCUCUCCUGCCUGGCCUAGACGCCAGCGGCAUGAUUCCGACUCUUCUUCCCCCUGCUGUAAAAGAAGGAAGUGACAUAGCAGGGACUGUGGAAAGAGCCCAUCCCACAGACAGCAAGCAGAAGGGAGGCUGUGAUGACUGAGUGGGUGGAGUGAUACCCACCAGAGCCCUGGGUGUUCUCCGCCUGGGACCUUGCUCACUACAUGAUUGGGCUUUGUGGCUGCUGUGUAGUUCCCACCCUGAUUACCUACUGACCUGCCUGGGGGAAUCCCUCCUGCCAGGUGAAGCAAGUGGCUACUUUCUGGAGUGACCCUGAGCCUUGCCUUCAAGGUCUUGGGAGUUGAUGUCUGGCUGCUGGGUGACAAGAGGUGCUUCUUGGAGGAAAAUUCUCCAGGUUUCUUUUGAUCUGGGUGCCUGCAGAGUCCAUGAGGGUGGUACUAAGAUUCAUCUGCCUAGAAGGAUCUCGCAGAGAUUAGACUUCUGCCUGCUCUGCAACGGUUCAGGCCUAAGAGCUGUGACCAAGUGUGGUUACUUUUCACAUUCACUUUGUACCUAAAUAAAUGUAUUUUAAAAGUA
Perognathus longimembris pacificus (Pacific pocket mouse) is the source of this 1563-nucleotide messenger RNA. RefSeq names its product chromosome 11 C1orf35 homolog (gene C11H1orf35). Bases 320 to 1129 code for a protein of 269 amino acids. The record is from RefSeq and is a predicted model, not a curated record. NCBI's taxonomy places the organism in Eukaryota, Metazoa, Chordata, Mammalia, Rodentia, Heteromyidae. The transcript has 7 exons.